Molecule: messenger RNA, 798 nt
Organism: Stylonychia lemnae
Lineage: Eukaryota; Ciliophora; Spirotrichea; Sporadotrichida; Oxytrichidae
Source: the annotation of a GenBank genome assembly
AUGCAAGGUGACAAAAAGAAAGUUGGAUAGAUGACUUACUAAGAAUAAAUUAGAUACAACUAUAUUUUGAACGAAAUGGAUUACAGAGAUAAUAAAGUUUCAGAUCCUAAAUAAGAAAAAAGAGAAGAUGAAUUAAGAUAAUACAUGGAUUACAUUACAGACAUAAUUAUCGCUAAGAGAGAAGUAAGAAAGAGAUAUGAAUCUUUUGUUUGCAGGCCUAAGGAUCGGCACCUCUCCAAGAUUUAAGAAGAGCCUUUGACUUAAGAGCAAAUAUCAGAUUCUAACACCAAACCAAAAAAUAAAUUUGAAAAUACUAAUCAGAAGUAGCUGAACUAAUUCGCUAACUUCAGUCUAUUCAGAGAUAACAAGUCUUCGACUCUCAAUUUAACUCAAACCCCUUAUUAAAACAAAACCUUGGGAGCAACAUAAAAGUCAUGGCUGGCAGGCUAUCAAGAUUUUGAAACAAGCAAUAUUGGUAAUCAAAACUUGAAGAAAUAAAAUAAAAGCUAAAUGUUCAAUUUCAAUGAGAGAUCAUAUAUGUAGGUUGAGCCUGAAAUAUGGAAAAAUGAUCAUAAAACUCAGAUUGUUCAAAAAAUAAAUUGCAUAGACAAGAUUAAGAUUGACGGUGAUAUCAAACGAAGUUCUGUUAAUUAAUUCUUCGAUAGAAAAGAUAGUUAAGGUGUGUAGAAUACUUAAAGUUCUGAGAUGACUUUUACUUUUGAUGAUGAUUCCAGCUCUAAUUUUGACAAAGCUCUCGAUGAAUUUGCUGCCACUUUUAAUGAUAAUAUGCAUUUAUGA